GAAUGUGCGAGUGUGGACCUGAACAUGAUAUGAACUGUAUAUGAAAAUAAGAGCUGUCCUCAGAUGUACCUGUUCCCUCCUCUCUCAGGGGUUCUUCAGGCGGAGUCAGCAGAGUAACGCCGCCUACUCGUGUCCUCGCCAGAAAAACUGUCUGAUCGACCGAACGAGCCGCAACCGCUGCCAGCACUGCCGUCUGCAGAAAUGUCUGACUGUGGGCAUGUCCCGAGACGCUGUGAAGUUUGGCCGCAUGUCGAAGAAGCAGCGGGACAGUUUGUAUGCUGAGGUUCAGAAGCACCGCCUCCAGCAGCAGCAGCAGCAGCAGCAGCAGGGUCCCCUCCUCCUGUCCCAACCCAGCAUCGGCAGCCCGAGCCCGGGCGAGUCUGAGCCGCUGUCCCCUCACUACGGCCUCUCCUCCACGGGCCUCACGGAGCUGCCAGAUGAGCUGGGAAGCUACAUGGAACAAAACUCACCUGAGGGAGGAUCUGUAUCGUCCAAGGCAGACUCUGGAGGAGGUGGAGGAGAAGGAGGAGGAGGAGGAGGAGGUGGGUUCUACCUGGACUUCCAGCCAUCCCCAGACCAGUCCGGGCUCGACAUUAAUGGCAUCAAACCGGAGCCGCUGUGCGACUACGGUUCCGGUAACGGCUUCUUCCCGUACUGCUCCUUCAGCAACGGAGACACAUCGCCCACCGUGUCCAUGGCUGAACUCGAUCACCAGGCCCAGAUCAUCUCAAAGUCUCACCUGGAGACGUGUCAGUACCUGAGGGAGGAGCUGCAGCAGAUGAGCUGGCAGAACUUCCUGCAGAACGAGGUGGAGAGCUACCAGAGCAAGCCACGGGAGGUGAUGUGGCAGCUCUGUGCCGUAAAGAUCACCGAGGCCAUACAGUAUGUGGUGGAGUUCGCCAAACGUAUCGACGGCUUCAUGGAUCUCUGUCAAAAUGACCAGAUCGUGCUGCUGAAAGCAGGCUCUCUGGAGGUCGUCUUCGUGCGAAUGUGUCGGAUGUUUGACUCUCAGAACAACACUGUCUACUUCGAUGGGAAAUUCGCAGGUCCUGACGUCUUCAAAGCAUUAGGUUGCGAUGAUUUGAUCACGUCAGUGUUCGACUUUGCUAAAAGCAUGUGCUCACUGCAUCUGUCGGAGGAUGAGCUCGCUCUGUUCUCAGCGUUCGUUCUGCUCUCUGCAGACCGGUCGUGGCUGCAGGAGAAGCUACAGGUGGACUCAGAUGUAAGGUGUCUGCGCUGCGUUCACUGUGCAGUCGGCACACAGAGAAGCUGUCAGCAUUCAGAGCAGUUUACCCCGACAUCGUUGGGACACACUUCCCUCCUCUUUACAAGGAGCUGUUUGGUGCCGACCUCGAACUCACUCUGCAGACCGGCAGCAACUAACCGUCAACUCCCUGCCAGAUUCGGUUGGACCAAACCCGGUUUCUAUGGCCGGAGAACGACUCACGCUGCCGCUGCACUUUACCUGGACAGCCAAGUCCACAAAAACUGAGAGAUUUGAACUCCUUCUUCACCUCCUCCUCUCAUGGGUUUGGAGUGAGGAGUCAGGUGGUCUCUCUCCAAACGUCCUGGAUCUGGAUCAGAUUCAGCUCUGACAUUAAAAGACUCCUUUGGUAUUCACACUGAAAAGACAGCUCUUCUUCUAACAGUUCACGUCACGUCCCACACCAGAAUUCAUUUAUGUGUCCUCGCGAAGCUGGUUUGUCUGGAGGUUUGGUGACGCAGCGACCGGCUGAGGUUAGAUGGUGAGUUACUGGAUUAACUGGUAACAAUAAAAGCUGGUGCUAUUCAUUCAAAAUAGCCCACCAAGCUAGCUAGCAAGAUCUGAUUUUGAGGAGCAGGGUUUUAUAAAACCGGAUGGUGCAACAAGCUAAUGAUUUCUUCACCCUCAGAGGUUAGCUCUGAUACGGCAGUUUACAAUUGUGCUGGCCCUGACAGUGAACGCCUCAUCUGUAUGUUUCUAUAUAAAUGUUCCAAAAAAUGUAACUUCAGUUUCUCUCUAUCAUCUCCUCCGUGUUUUUACAGCUGCAGCGUUCCAUAAAAAACUUCUUGCAAAUCAUUUUAUGCACAUUUGUAGACACCCAAAAGUUUCCAGAAUUCAAUCUGACAGAUUUGUUAUCUUUGGAAAUUUAAGAAGGAUAUCCAGAAGACCAGUCGGCACUUAGUUCCAACGUUUCAAUGUGUGUUAUACUGAAUGUUCUGAAAAACAGGAAAUAAGAAAUCAUACCUGUUCUGUUACUCUGGUACAUCCUACAAAUACCGCAUUUGUUUAACUUUUCUAUGGACAGACUUACGCCCAAAUUCAACUGGACACAUCCGCAAUGUGCUGUGAACGCCACCCAGGAGUGUUUCAGAAGCGUUUUUUCCUGCCAGAGUUUGUUUACAUUCUCAGAUUUGGUUAAUUUGGACACUAUAAUUCCUUAAUUUAUGUGCUUCUACAUUGGGUAAGUACGCUACUUAGUUUCCUUUUUGUAUGUACAUUCAGGGGUCUACACAGGGGUUUUUAUUUUUAAAAUGUUUAUGCUCUUACUGUGUUUGACUUCCUGUCAGCUCAAUCUGCUCUGAGCAGAGCGGAGAGACGUUUCUGAAACGCACUGCGGCCACGUUACAGCUGGAACGUGUCACAGCCGUGUGUCUGGUGGAAUCACGUGUUUUAUUGGACAUUUUUAUCUUUUAAUGUUAAAUGUUUAAUGUUUGGACUUUCUGGUCGAUUGCAGGCCUGUAAAGAUCAGAAGAAGUCCAACACCUUCAUCACUUCAGCUUUGGUCUCAUCUUUCCUUUUAUCCCAAAUACUGUAUACCAAAACAGAACGUCAUCAGUUAUUGAUCUGGACCGUUCGUCCUCUGAUUCAACCAGUAAUGUUUUUUUCUGGUUCCGGUUAAAUCACUUGGUCAGUGAGUCUUUUCUUGAUGUCUGUUAAUGCGUCACUCAGGUUAGUGCAGAUCUUUAACAUACCUGAACUGAACACCAAACAAUAUUCACGUCGCUUCUCUGGCAGUUUGAUUGAUUAUUGAUUAUCGGCUGCGGUCAUUAUGUCACCAGAUUUGAAAAUUAACUCACGUGUGGCUGGUGACUCGAGUUUUAUCUGAUGAUUUAUCACAUUAACAGGGCUGUAACAAACUUCCUGUCUGUUCUUGCAGUUAGCUGUCACCACACUGCCCUUUGUGGAGUUCUCUCUCCUGAUUGGAUAAAGUGGGAACGGAUACCCACAUUAGUAACUACUCUAUACAUUAUAUCAGUGAUGGCUGUCAGAAUUUAGAGUUAUUUAACACAACAUUUCAUCACAUACAAGCAACUUUAAUUCUCUUUUUGUUGAAUCUUCAAACGGGAAAAAAGCUUUUUUCUCUCUCUGUGAGUCCACUGGAGAAAAGACCAACAACUGAUCUUUAACACUUUAUUCAUUUUGGUUCAUAAGAUUAAUUAAUAAAGUAGAAUAUCCAAAAGUGAAUAAAAAAAAAAGAAAUCACAGCGGACUGAUUCAUAAGAGAAGCCAAACACCUUCAAGUUCGCAGUGAUAUUGAAUAUGAUUUAAAUUUUGAUUUAAGAUCAAGAUCGGUAAGAGGAGCACCAUUUAAAGGCUCCGGCCGGAGUCUUCUCCAUAGCAACAACCUGCUGAGGCUCAUGGGUACUGUAGUAUUCCCCUUGAAGUUUUACAUAUGAAUUAAAAGUGAAAGUUACUUCCAGAUGCAGGAAGUUUGCAGCUCUUUAAAACUAAUGUACAACAAUGGACAGCAGACAGUCAUUCAUUCAUCAGUUCUGGUUUAUAGAAAUAGUUUCAUCCUCCAUGAUUUCAUUCCUCCUCCUUCUGCCUUUCAUCCUCCCAGCAGCCUCUCCUGUCCUCCGAUGUGUCUGUGCUGGUAUCUUGUACCAGUCUGCAGCAUCAGACACAGAGAUACUGAUUCAUUCUAAUUAAACAGGUGGCCUGUAGCACCAUCUGGUGGCCCUGACAGGAAAGUGCAGUAAGUUUGUCUGCAGUUCAGGGCUGCAGCAGUGAGAGUCUAAUCCACUAAUCCACUCUGGAUCCUUUCAGAUCUCCAUUGAAUCAAAUUAUUUAUCGUUUUCAACAUUUGGAAGUAACCAUAGUAAUAAAAAAACAAAACUCAAACAUUAAGUUGGAAUUUGUUGGAAGACAGAAACUGUUUUGAAAAUCUGAUGAGAAGCAGAAAGUCUGAGAAAGUUGCCAUUGAUUACGUACCUGUCAGGGCAGAAUUUUGGUUUCACACACUCCUGGAGUGGGUAAACUCCUAGUCCCAGGGAGUACUACACCUUCAUACAUGGGGCGAGGCAAAAUGGUAUCCUCUAGUGCAGUGGUUCUCAACUUGGG
Messenger RNA from Morone saxatilis (striped sea-bass), 4324 nucleotides. RefSeq names its product nuclear receptor ROR-alpha A-like. Lineage: Eukaryota; Metazoa; Chordata; Actinopteri; Moronidae. Gene Ontology annotation, molecular function: nuclear receptor activity; RNA polymerase II cis-regulatory region sequence-specific DNA binding; zinc ion binding. Gene Ontology annotation, cellular component: nucleus. Gene Ontology annotation, biological process: regulation of transcription by RNA polymerase II. The record is from RefSeq and is a predicted model, not a curated record.